Molecule: messenger RNA, 1819 nt
Organism: Ilex paraguariensis (yerba mate)
Lineage: Eukaryota; Viridiplantae; Streptophyta; Magnoliopsida; Aquifoliales; Aquifoliaceae
Source: the annotation of a GenBank genome assembly
GGAUAAGAUAUAGAGCGCACGCACUCACGCAGUCGUAGCUAUCGCUCUGAUUCGUCCCCUUCCUUCUUCAAUCUCUCUCUCUCUCUCUCUCUCUCCUCUACCUAUAUCCGUAUCUAUCUAUUGCUACGAUUCGUUUUGUAGUCCAGGGUCAUUAGAAAUGGCAGAGCCUUCAAAAGUCAUUCACGUCCGUAAUGUGGGGCAUGAAAUUAGUGAGAAUGAUUUGCUUCAGCUGUUCCAGCCAUUUGGGGUCAUUACCAAGCUUGUGAUGCUUCGUGCAAAAAAUCAGGCACUCCUCCAAAUGCAGGAUGUUCAUUCAGCAAUUAAUGCAUUGCAGUUCUACACAAAUGUGCAGCCUAGCAUAAGGGGAAGGAAUGUUUAUGUUCAAUUUUCAUCGCAUCAAGAAUUAACAACCAUGGAACAGAAUACUCAAGGACGAGAAGAUGAGCCUAAUCGAAUUCUCUUAGUUACAAUACAUCACAUGCUAUAUCCUAUAACCGUGGAAGUGCUGCAUCAAGUGUUUUCUCCUCAUGGAUUUGUGGAGAAGAUCGUCACGUUUCAGAAGUCAGCUGGCUUUCAAGCUCUUAUUCAGUAUCAAUUACGUCAGAGUGCUGUUGCUGCUAGAAACUCACUUCAGGGGCGUAAUAUAUAUGAUGGUUGCUGUCAGCUGGACAUUCAGUUUUCAAACCUUGAUGAGUUGCAAGUGAACUUCAAUAAUGAGCGGUCAAGGGAUUUCACAAACCCAUCUCUGCCUUCAGAGCAGAAGGGCAAAUCCUCGCAACCUGCAUAUGGAGAUGUGUACGCUCUUCAAGCUUCUGGAGCCAGAGCAGUUGGAUUUCCACAGAUGGGUAAUGCUGCUGCCAUUGCAGCUGCCUUUGGAGGUGGUUUGCCUCCUGGAAUAAGCGGGACAAAUGAUAGGUGCACGGUUCUUGUAUCCAAUCUAAAUCCUGAUAGAAUAGAUGAGGACAAGCUGUUUAACCUGUUCUCCAUCUACGGAAACAUUGUGAGAAUUAAACUUCUCCGGAAUAAACCAGAUCAUGCACUGGUUCAGAUGGGUGAUGGGUUCCAGGCUGAAUUGGCAGUACACUUUUUGAAGGGAGCUAUGCUGUUUGGGAAGCGCUUGGAGGUGAAUUUUUCAAAGCAUCCAAACAUUACGACGGGUGCUGAUACGCAUGAUUAUUCAAACUCGAAUCUCAACCGUUUUAACCGUAAUGCUGCAAAAAAUUACCGAUACUGUUGCUCCCCAACGAAGAUGAUCCAUCUAUCCACUCUACCACAGGAUGUGAUUGAGGAAGAGAUUGUGGUGCAUUUGGAAGAACAUGGCACCCUUGUGAGUACCAAGCUCUUUGAAAUGAAUGGAAAGAAGCAAGCUCUUGUCCUGUUUGAAAGUGAGGAGCAGGCUACUGAAGCCCUUGUAUGCAAGCAUGCCACGUCCCUCGGUGGUUCAACUAUUAGAAUUUCAUUUUCUCAGUUACAGACUAUUUGAGGACCCUUGUGCAGGACGAGCAAAGGGUUGUGAACAAAAAGAUGUUUAUGUCCAGUGACUUGCUUUUUAACUGCCAUAUUUGUUGUACCAGAUGUUUGAUUGUGCCCUAAGUGGAGGAAUCCUAUUUGUUUUUGUACUAUUAUUUUCCUUCUCAUACUUUUUUGAUUCGUCAAUUUAUUUAUGUUAUUAACAACAGGGGGAAGAUUUGGGGGACCUACAAGUUUUGUAGAAUAGACAGUUGUUACUGAAAUAUGCUUCUUAUUUUAAUUGUAUAUAGUUGUAGCCCUGCUUGGGCAAUUCUGUUUUUGUUGCCAAUUCAUAUAUGUCAUUCUACCA